CACUUCCUCUUCCUUUUUUACCCUCAUCUUCAAGAUGUCUCACAGGAAAUUCUCUGCCCCAAGGCAUGGUUCCAAAGGGUUCUUACCCAAGAAAAGGGCCAAGCGCCAUAGGGGAAAGGUCAAGGCUUUCCCCAAGGAUGACCAAAGCAAGCCUGUGCACCUGACAGCCUUCAUUGGAUAUAAGGCUGGUAUGACCCAUAUUGUCAGAGAAGUGGAUCGCCCUGGCUCAAAGACCAAUAAGAAGGAAGUGGUUGAAGCUGUGACCAUCGUUGAGGCACCUCCCAUGGUUUGUGUUGGUAUUGUUGGCUACAUUGAAACGCCAACUGGCCUGCGCACCUUCAAAACCGUGUUUGCAGAGCAUCUUAGUGAGGAAUGCAAACGCCGCUUCUACAAGAACUGGUCUAAUUCCAAGAAGAAAGCUUUCACCACCUAUGCAAGGAAAUGGGCUGAUGAUGCUGGCAAGAAGCAGAUUGAGACGGACCUCAACAAAAUCAAGAAAUACUGCAAAGUUGUGCGCAUCCUUGCUCACACUCAGACCAAACUGCUGCGUAAACGCCAGAAGAAGGCUCAUCUCAUGGAGAUUCAGCUGAACGGUGGCAGCGUUGCCGAUAAAGUUGAUUGGGCCAAGGAACGAUUUGAGCAGCCCAUUGGAGUGUCCACUGUGUUUGAGCAGGAUGAGCUCAUUGACUGCAUUGGUGUCACCAAGGGUCGUGGAGUGAAAGGUGUCACUUCUCGUUGGCACACAAAGAAACUUCCCCGCAAAACGCACAAAGGCUUGCGCAAGGUUGCUUGCAUUGGAGCUUGGCAUCCUAGUCGAGUCCAGUACUCUGUUGCCAGAGCUGGUCAGAAGGGUUACCAUCACCGCACAGAGAUCAACAAGAAGAUCUACCGUAUUGGCCUGGGCAUUCACACCAAGGACGGCAAAGUGAUCAAGAACAACGCCGCCACUGAGUUUGAUCCAACUGAGAAGACUGUGACUCCCCUGGGUGGAUUCCCUCACUACGGUGAUGUCCGCAAUGACUUCAUCAUGAUCAGAGGUUGCAUGGUUGGACCUCGCAAGAGGGUCAUUACUCUCAGGAAGUCUCUGAUGACAAGCUUCCGUCGUCGUCUGAUGGAGAAGAUCACUUUGAAGUUCAUCGACACUUCCAGCAAAUGGGGACAUGGUCGCUUCCAGACUGCCGAGGAGAAGCGCAACUUCAUGGGCCCUCUGAAGAAGGAGUUGAUGGUGAAAGACAAAGAAGCAACUUCUGCAUAAACUGUUAUCGAUGUGCAGUUGCUGAAAUAAAAUUGAUUGAAAUUGAGC
This is a messenger RNA of Aplysia californica (California sea hare), 1303 nucleotides long. RefSeq names its product 60S ribosomal protein L3. Gene Ontology annotation, biological process: ribosomal large subunit assembly; translation. The record is from RefSeq and is a predicted model, not a curated record. Gene Ontology annotation, molecular function: RNA binding; structural constituent of ribosome. The transcript has 8 exons. The coding region runs from base 35 to 1255 and encodes 406 amino acids. Lineage: Eukaryota; Metazoa; Mollusca; Gastropoda; Aplysiida; Aplysiidae. Gene Ontology annotation, cellular component: cytosolic large ribosomal subunit; ribosome.